AGGAGUCCUUUGAAGAAAAAUAUGCUUCUUAAAUCAACCCCAGCCUCUCCUCCAUACAAAGAACUCUUAAUGAUACUAGCAGAAAAGAAACAAAUUCAGCUAAAAGCUCGUCUGCAGAUCAGAAGAACAAAGACAUGGAGUUUUGAGGAGUGAAGGUAGCAUGGCGUCGGCCAUGGGUGAUCAAGACACAGCCAGACAAUGUGGAUCAGUUCCUUCAAACUACGGCUUUUCUGCUGUCUGCUUGCAGUGCUGAUGGUGGUGGUGCUGGUCAUCAAUGUGACUCAGGUAGAGUACUUGGACCAUGAGACUGUUUUAGCCACGUUCAUCGAUAGUAGUGGACAGUUUGUUUCCUCCCAGGUGACAGGAAUUAGCCGGAAUCCUUACUGUGGCUAUGAGCAUCAAACUCUGUCCAGCCGGGAGCGCAUGGAGGAGGACUCCUUGCUGGCUGCCUUGCAGUGGCAGGUGCCUGAUGUGGGUCCAGUCCCCUUUCUGAAGAGCACUGACCCUUCUUCCAGCUACUUCGUUAUCUUGAACUCUGCAGCCUUCUUCAAGGUGGGAAGCCAACUAGAAGUGCUGGUUCAUGUACAGGAUUUUCAAAGAAAGCCCAAGAAAUAUGGUGGAGACUACCUGCAGGCCAGAAUCCACUCCCCUAAGCUGCAGGCAGGGGCUGUGGGCAGAGUGGUAGACUACCAGAAUGGGUUUUACAAGGUCUUUUUUACUUUGCUCUGGCCAGGCAAAGUUAAAGUGUCCAUAUCUCUCGUCCACCCCACCGAAGGGAUCAGAGUUCUUCAGCACCUGCAAGAAGAGAAACCACACAGGGUCUAUUUCAAGAGUCUCUUCCGUUCAGGAAGAAUUUCUGAAACCACGGAGUGUAAUGUGUGUCUUCCUGGCAGUCUGCCCCUGUGUAACUUUACAGAUCUCUACACUGGAGAACCCUGGUUCUGCUUCAAACCAAAGAAGCUCCCUUGCAGUAGCAGAAUUAACCAUUUCAAAGGUGGAUACCUGAAGGGCCUUCUAACUGCUGCAGAGAAUGCUUUCUUCCAGAGUGGUAUCAAUAUCAAAAUGCCAAUCAACUCCAGUGGACCUGAUUGGGUGACUGUGAUUCCCAGGAGAAUAAAAGAAAUGAACAAUCUAGAACUAUCUCAAGGCUCAGGAACUUUUCCUUCUGGAUAUUAUUACAAAGACCAGUGGAGGCCCAGAAAGUUUAAGAUGCGCCAGUUUAAUGACCCCGACAAUAUCACAGAAUGCUUACAAAGAAAAGUGGUGUAUUUAUUUGGUGACUCAACAAUCAGGCAGUGGUUUGAAUACCUUACUACGUUUGUUCCAGAUUUAGUGGAGUUUAACUUGGGUAGUCCCAAGAAUGUGGGUCCUUUCCUUGCGGUGGACCAGAAGCACAACAUCCUGCUCAAAUAUCGCUGCCAUGGUCCACCCAUCCGUUUUACAACUGUCUUUAGCAAUGAGCUCCAUUAUGUGGCAAAUGAGCUGAAUGGCAUCGUGGGCGGGAAGAACACCGUGGUUGCCAUAGCUGUAUGGUCUCAUUUUAGCACCUUCCCCUUGGAAGUGUACAUCCGGCGGCUCAGGAAUAUCCGUCGAGCAGUGGUCCAGCUCCUGGAUCGAAGUCCUAAGACCGUGGUAGUCAUCCGAACAGCCAAUGCCCAAGAGCUGGGGCCUGAGGUGAGCCUUUUCAACAGUGACUGGUACAACUUUCAGCUGGACACCAUCCUUCGGAAGAUGUUCUCAGGGGUUGGAGUGUAUCUCGUUGAUGCCUGGGAGAUGACCCUGGCUCAUUAUUUACCCCACAAGCUACAUCCAGAUGAAGUUAUUGUGAAGAACCAACUGGACAUGUUCUUGUCCUUUGUGUGCCCCUUGGAGACCUAGCCUGCCCUGGAGGGGACUGGAGGAAUCAUGUUACCUGCAGUACAGGAAGUUUAUGGCUGGCCCCAUGGAGAGAUGGGUGCUAUUGACAUGUACACAAUUUCAAAAGGAACUGGACUUUAUAUAAGACUUAUAAGGAGCUUAGAAAAUGCAGGUUGCAUUUAUGUCUACCUACAGGAUUUUUUCCAAUCUUUACAUAGCCAUGGGAGAACCAUUUAUUAACAACAUCUACGCACUGUAUUGCCCUUGUAACCAAAGAUGCUAGUGAGUGUGUUUGAAUUAGCCUCUCCUGAGAGGGGAGAUUACUAUGCUAAAAACUGUGAAAAGUGUUCUGACCUAAGUGGUUGGUAGUGGAGUGUUUGUAGUUUAUCUGGUAAAGGAGAUUGAGCUUAUCUGUAUGGAUAACACUGUUGGUCCAUCUUCAGUGGGAUGAACUGAUAAGGCUUCUGGUCAGUGGCUCCUGUAAUACACUGGGGACUGCUGUGUCUCAGGAGUUUCUUUCAAUGAUCCACCUUUUCUGGAUUGCUUGAAAAGGCCAGUAUCCUUGGUCAGAACUUUCUAGUGAGAAUAUUUACAAUAUCCCGCUUUUAUCUAGAAAAGAAGCAAAAGGAAAAUAUGAAAGCAGUACACAAAAUCUGUGUGUUGAAUUGAUACUUGCACUGGGGGAUUGUUACUUAUUUCAGCUAAAUUUUACAUGAUGAAUACUUUCAUCACUUUUGGAACUGGAAGGGGGAAUCUAUAAAUGGAAAUUUAUUUUUGUGUUUUGAAGUUUGAGGGUUUUAAGAACUGAAUUUUGUGUAAAGAAUGCUGUUGUUUAUUAUAAAGUUGUAGAAGUUACUUCCA
Molecule: messenger RNA, 2718 nt
Organism: Odobenus rosmarus divergens (Pacific walrus)
Lineage: Eukaryota; Metazoa; Chordata; Mammalia; Carnivora; Odobenidae
Gene: NXPE3
Product: neurexophilin and PC-esterase domain family, member 3
Exons: 5
Coding region: 199-1878 (559 amino acids)
Source: RefSeq, a predicted model, not a curated record